Molecule: messenger RNA, 2846 nt
Organism: Uranotaenia lowii
Lineage: Eukaryota; Metazoa; Arthropoda; Insecta; Diptera; Culicidae
Product: calmodulin-lysine N-methyltransferase
Exons: 2
Coding region: 1101-2150 (349 amino acids)
Cellular component (GO): cytoplasm
Molecular function (GO): calmodulin-lysine N-methyltransferase activity
Source: RefSeq, a predicted model, not a curated record
GAACAUUAAAAGUGAAAUUCCUUGCUCGGUGCCGUCGUUUAUUUGAAACAAGCGUGCUCGUUUGUUCUGUAAUUGCCGAACUCGAAUCGACGUGUAGGUUAUUAAUGAGUGCUAGAAGAAUUAAUAUUCCAUUAUUCGCGACAUCAUCGGUCAAUGGCGCGACAUAAUCCUGCUGCUUAGAGCGAAGCCUCGCGAAAAGUGCGACUUCAAGUGAAAUUUCUCUAGGGAAAAUCAGAAUCAGUAAAAGCUACAUAGCUGAAACUCCGAUGUUUGAAACUCUUUGAACACAGCCAGGUGUUAAUUGAUGUUUUCGAAUGCAUCCCAGCAUCAAUCGUAUCAAACUGUGCAGUAUUUGUUAUUUGCGAACCAGAUCAAGGUUUCAAUUCGGUAGACUACGGAUUCGAGUAGGUACGGUGAACUGAGUGAGGAUGAUUGGCAUUGAAGUUGGGCCAGGUUGAUGAGGAGAACCAGACCAGAAGAUCCCGGCUGAUUUAGGGAAGGACCAGCAUUGGCUACAUCGGGUUACGGAUUUUUUUGGGUAGGCUAGCGGUAGUUUUUGAUGUGUGUUGUACUACGUGCAGAACCAGAGAGCAAAAAAAGGAAGAGUGGUGUUCUGCUGCCGAAUGUGUGUUGGAUGCCAAAAUAGACAUCAGUGCGAUCUGUUUAUUUUCGUGGUCCCGUAAUAACAACAUGUGUUCAGGGCAGGAUCAACAGAAAAGAUGCUGUAAAUGAUCUGUCUAUAAAGAAACGAAAAGGCGAAAAAAGAAAGAGUGCACCAUGAAUAAGUGAUUCUACCUAUUAAAUAGCUGUUGUAUCACAAACGGGAUCCGCUAUCUGGAUGUUUGGUACAUAGUACAUCAACGAGCAUCCGAUGGGCUGCCGAGUUGUCCCGGAUCAUCGUACAUGAUUUAGAUUUUAAUUGAAUCCCAAACAUAAGAAGAAAAGUUCACGCGGUGAUCGUGUAUACCUAAGCAGGUAAAUCAACUGAAUCUGGUUGCUGACAUUUUAUGUUGUUGGACCGCGUAUGAGGAGGCGACAGGUUCGCGAUAUUCUCAGCGGAACUUUUGGAUCGUGCGUUUGGGACGAGUAAGCAACAGGUGAUGUCAACGUCAACAGACGGGCGGAGUGAUUUAAACGAAUCCCAGUACAGCGAUAUUACUUCGGGAUCGACGAUUGAUCUGCUGACUAUUUCAGCCGUUGAUCGGUAUGGCGCUAGCGACGAAGAUCAGGACGUCGUCGGUGGGGAAAAUAAAAAUAGCUACCAUAUUAGUAGCGACGGUGGAGCGCCAAAUGGGGGCCAGAACAAGAUGAUCAAUGCACGCCGUCGGUGGAAACUCUUGGCCAAGGCACUGAGGCAUGACUCUAGCGAGGAUGAUCAGUUUGUAAAGUUCAACUUGAUCGAAUUUGAUCGAGCGUAUGACGAAAAAGAUGAAAAUAUUUACGUAUACAGACUUGCGGAUAGGUACCGGUUGAAAAUAAGACUAAUUGGCGAACGGCCGUGGACUGCCAGUGAAUUAAUAGGGUUCAAUAAUACUGGAAACAUUUGCGUGUGGCCUUCGGAGGAAGCGUUAGCGUACUAUAUCCUGUCACGGUUGGAUAUUUUUGAGAACAGCAACGUGCUGGAGCUGGGAGGAGGAAUGACCUGUUUGGCUGGGUUGGUUCUGGCCAAGUACGGUAGCCCUGCUUUCGUGCACGUGACUGAUGGAAACGAACUUUCCAUGGAAAAUGUCAGAAAGUCUCUUGCGCUGAACAAAUUCAACUGUACAAUCAAAACGUCAGUCCUCAAGUGGGAAACCAUCAGUAACGAUCAGAACGCCAACCAUCCCGAAAGGUCCCGAUAUCAGUUUAUCCUUUCGGCAGAUUGUCUCUUUUUCGACGAGUCACGAUCUCAUUUGAUUGAAACGAUUUGGAUUUGUUUGGCAAAUGAAGGCGUCGCAUUGGUCACGGCGCCGCGACGGGGUCAAACUCUGUCACACUUUCUCAAUGAAUGUGUAGCUCGAGGUUUCUACUAUGAUCUGUUGCAUUGUUACGAUCCGUCAAUUUGGAAGAAACACCUGGAACUCGUUAAAACCGAUGGCUACGAUGAAGAUGUCCAUUAUCCGGUUCUAGUUAAACUUUACCGAAAAGAUUACGAGUUAGGACAGGUUUGAAAAAGAACUCGGCGAGCUUUCAUUUGAAUUUUUGGAACCGAUUUGUGAUCUCAAAGGAUGUGCCAUUAAGGUUUGUAAAAAAACCUAUAGAUAGAGAUAAGAAAUCAACAGAAACGCUUAGAUGGAUUAAAAAAAUAAUCAGGACCGGUAAUACUAGCGUACUUAGCGUAAUGAGAACCAAUGUAAUGCCAAAGACAACAAUUUGUAGAACUAUUAACAUUGUAAACAUUAUGGACAUGGAACAAAAAGUUUGUAAACACAUGAUGAAACAUACAAGCACAAACUGAAUGUUAUAGAAUACAGUUUUGUUAUGUUUUUCCUUGGCAGCUGACAGUUUGAUAAACUAGUUAAAACAAGUUUGCUACAUUUUAUUAGCACGAAUUUAUCAAUAAAACACCAAUGGAAACCCGUAGCUUUGGAUCUCAAGAAACCUUCCAAACAAUAAGCAAUUUGUUAGAAAUAAAUUAUAUUUAUUCUAAAAUUUAUAUGUAUAGUAUAAUUGAGAACAAAUGGCAUCCAGGUUUUUCAAUUCAACUAACAUGAGAGUUUUACCCUUAUACUAUUAACGAGAAUCGCCGGUAGUUUUUAUCGAUUUUCUAACAUAUGGAGUACGUUACUUAGUUGGGUUAUUUCGCAUUUGACUGAGUGGCAGUUAUUAUGCAAAGUGGCAAUUGCCCAUGUGACAAGAAAGAUUUA